GACUGAUAAACAUCGGCAGCACACGGUUGAUAGUAAAAUAUACCAGAUGUUUGAUUGAUAAGCGUUACCAGUUUGACGACGCUAAUGUUUUAAGUUCUUCGGUAAUGGAGGAUGACAGGAUGGAGACGGGAAACCUCAUACCAAAAAUCCAUGUGGAAGUUCACGUUAAAUCUGACAGCACAGCUAAACGGUCUGAGGUGAAAAUGCAUGUUCAGAGUUUACUGAACUGUCACAGCAUGGUGUUUGGAAACUACAGAUGGACAGAGUUUGACGAUGACUUCCUUCAGAAGCAUGUGGCAUCUGUGGUUAUAGAUGUUCUAGAAGAAAUAGUUACACAGCCCCUUGAUUUGAAGAACUGCUGUGUCUCUUUUCACAUCUUCACAUUGAGCGAAGAUGGACCUAGCAUGCUCACUUUGGAGGAGGAUGAGGAGCUUUCAGCUGCAAACCACUGGUUACUGCCUGCAGCUGAAUUUCAUGGGAUUUGGGAAAGUCUGGUUUAUGAAACUGGAGUCAAAACUCAGCUCCUGGAUUAUGUCACAACAACAAUUUAUUUCUCAGACAAAAACGUUGACAGCAACCUGAUUUCAUGGAAUCGUGUUGUUCUGCUUCAUGGACCUCCAGGCACAGGGAAAACAUCACUGUGCAAAGCUCUCGCCCAGAAACUGUCAAUCAGACUGUCAAGUCGGUAUUUAUAUGGCCAAUUUGUUGAGAUAAACAGCCACAGUUUGUUCUCAAAGUGGUUCUCAGAGAGUGGCAAGCUGGUCACAAAGAUGUUUCAAAAGAUCCAACAGCUGAUUGAUGACAAAGAUGCUCUUGUGUUUGUUCUGAUUGAUGAGGUAGAGAGUUUGACAGCAGCAAGAAAUGCCUGCCAGGCAGGAACAGAGCCUUCUGAUGCCAUUCGUGUGGUCAACUCUGUCCUCACGCAGCUGGACCAGAUCAAACGACAUUCCAAUGUAGUGAUCCUGACGACCUCCAAUGUGACAGAAAAAAUCGACUUGGCCUUUGUAGACAGAGCUGAUAUCAAGCAGUACAUUGGACCGCCAUCUGAAAAAGGCAUUUACAACAUCUACCUCUCCUGCCUGGAGGAGCUGAUGAAGUGCCAGAUCAUCUACCCCCGGCAGCAGCUGUUUACCAUGUUUGAGCUCGAGACUAUGGGCUUUGCAAAGAGUGAGGUGUCCGAACACAGUCUAAACCUGAGGAACAUUGCUAUAAAAAGCAAAGGUUUGAGCGGAAGAGCACUCAGGAAGUUACCAUUUAUAGCCCAUGCACUCUUUGUAAAGACACCAACAGUAACGCUUGAGAGGUUUCUGGAGGCUAUGAGCCAAGCUGUGGAAAAACAGAAGGAGGAAAAAGCUAACUUGGUCAAUGGUAUCUGAACCUGCUGAAAUUCCCACAGGCUGACUGAUUGUACCUUGUUUGUGGUUUAAAACCUAUAAAACAUCUUUUUUAUAGAGCUUAAUCAGUUCAUUUGUCAGCACUACAUUCAAUAUAUAUACACAAAUGCUAUUUUAACAAGUGCUGUAACACAAAAGUGUUUAUUCAGGUAAUUUUGCUGGUGCUACUCUCUUAAAUGACCAAGACCAUAUCUAUGUCGACAGAGGAAUUGUAAUUUUAAGUUGUAGCCCCCAAUGCUUGAAUUUUUCUGUUUUAUAUGCUAUUAACAAAUAUGUUUACUCUUUUCUCACUUCCAAAGUAUUUAAUUUUUGUUGCUUUAACCAUAACUGUUUCUUUUUUUUCUUUUUUUAAACCUAUACUAUUUGUGCACAGACAUUAGAUCAGUCAGUGUGUAGCUAUGCUGACAUGACAGCUUGUUGAAAAGAAAUGUGAGUCCCACAAUGGGCCAACAGACUCACCGGACAACAAAUCGAAAAUAUAGUAAACAUGUUGCAGUUUGUUAUGAACGGUUAACCUGUGUGUGUUAUUAUGUGUUCUUGUUAAUUGGUCCCAUUCAAGGUCGCUUAUUUCAUCUGACAAGUUUGUAAGCUCAGCUGGCUGCGUCCCCUACAGAGGGGGUUUAUGCCUGUGCAGGAAUCAUUUGAUGUAAAAAAAACAAAACAAAAACGUGAGUGGACUUUACCCUUCACAUACAAUCUGCUUUGUGCUCUG
This is a messenger RNA of Pelmatolapia mariae (spotted tilapia), 2106 nucleotides long. RefSeq names its product thyroid hormone receptor interactor 13 (gene trip13). Gene Ontology annotation, cellular component: chromosome; nucleus. NCBI's taxonomy places the organism in Eukaryota, Metazoa, Chordata, Actinopteri, Cichliformes, Cichlidae. The record is from RefSeq and is a predicted model, not a curated record. Gene Ontology annotation, biological process: reciprocal meiotic recombination; meiotic recombination checkpoint signaling. Gene Ontology annotation, molecular function: ATP hydrolysis activity; ATP binding. The transcript is spliced from 14 exons. The coding region runs from base 105 to 1376 and encodes 423 amino acids.